Messenger RNA from Exaiptasia diaphana, 411 nucleotides. Its product is annotated as TNF receptor-associated factor 4. The record is from RefSeq and is a predicted model, not a curated record. NCBI's taxonomy places the organism in Eukaryota, Metazoa, Cnidaria, Anthozoa, Actiniaria, Aiptasiidae. Gene Ontology annotation, molecular function: zinc ion binding. Bases 1 to 411 code for a protein of 136 amino acids. The transcript has a single exon.
AUGGCAACUACCAACGCGAACCACAAGUGCCCAGUGGACAGGGCCUACCUUGGGAUAAGAGUUACGACCACUAAAAGCAAUGUUCUGGAGAACAUUAUCAAAGAAAAAAAGAUAAUGUGCCCAACAACACUCAGUGGCAAUGGAAGGUGUUGCUGGCAAGGGGUGCUUGGCGAUCUGGAGCAACACAAUACAACAUGUGAGAUGCAGAUUGUCAAGUGCCCUAAUGACAACUGCCAAGCCAGCACAUACCGUUUUGAGGAAGAGCAUCACAUGAAUGAGUGCCCCCAUCGCCUCAUUAGUUGCAAAGAUUGCAAUGAAAGUAUCCCAGUUAAUGGAGGGCAUUCAAGUGUUUGCACCAAGAAAUUCAAUAAAUGCCCAAAUAACUGCGGAGAACAAGUGCAAAGGUAUUAA